Molecule: messenger RNA, 2731 nt
Organism: Rosa rugosa (rugosa rose)
Lineage: Eukaryota; Viridiplantae; Streptophyta; Magnoliopsida; Rosales; Rosaceae
Product: protein FRIGIDA-ESSENTIAL 1
Exons: 6
Coding region: 115-2385 (756 amino acids)
Molecular function (GO): metal ion binding
Source: RefSeq, a predicted model, not a curated record
ACGGAGAAGACAAAUCGCGGUUGCCGUAUGUAGAGUGCCCCAACGGAGAUCACUGAAAAACAACCACACCUCACUUCUCAGCGACUCGUCGUCUUCUCAGCCGCCGCUACAAUAAUGUCUGACUCCGACGACGCCCAAUCUCCGGCGCUCGCGCAGCUCUCCGACGACGACGACGACGACGACGAAGACCCCGAAGAACUCGAACAAGUAGACCAAGAACUGGAAGAAGAGAGGGAUGAAGUUGACAUGGAUAUCUCAAAUUCACCAAUUCAAGCUCAUCACAGAGAUGAUAGACGAGAAGAUAUUAAGUUUGAGGGAAUUGGCGGGCACUCGGGACCAGGCUCUUCUACAUGGGGGAAAUCUGAAGCAAGGCCACCAUCUAACACACUUGAUAUGGAAGAAAGUACAAGUAAUUCCAAUUUUUCUGGUACUUCAAAUGAGCCAUUACACUUGAAGUCCCAGAAAACUUUUGCUGGUGCUGGAGAAUGUAGAAGCCAAGAAUUUGCUGAAUAUGAUGCUAGGAUUCUUUCUGCAAAGAAAACCUCUACACACCAUACUGAAUCACAUGCUAAUGCCAAGAAUGUUAUCAAUUCAGAGGAUGAGAUGAAACAAGUGGUACAGUCUACGAAUGAUAGAAAGAAAAUGGAAUCAAGGUUCUCCAGAUCAGCUGCUUCUGAGAUAGGGACACAUAUAACAUCUCCUCUUGCUGAGACUAAUGAUCCAAACAAACGCCCAGCAAUUGUCUGCGACUUUUACGCAAAAGGUUGGUGCAUUAGAGGUACUUCAUGUAGGUUUAUCCAUACAAAAGAUAGUCCAAAGAAUAGUCAUCCACAACCUGAGGGAGAUGUUGCUGCUGCAAGUUGCAGUAGAGAAGUCAAGGUUGAUGAAGGUCCAAGAGGCAUUCAUGAGAGAUCAAGAUUGCCUGGUUUUCAUGACCCACUGGCUUCUUCUAGUGGAAAUGGUUUUCCAUUUUCCUCACAUCUAGGAAUCCCAAGACGCCAUCAGUUUCAAUCAGUUCAACGUGAGGAAUCAAAUGUGGGUGAUUCCGCUGAUGUCCAGAAAUUGCAUUUACCCAAAGAUGAUCUAGCAUUUCCUACCUCCUAUAAGGAUGUAGGAAAGGAUGGUCAGAUACGAAAUUGGCCUGCUGAUGAUUUUAACAAUUCACCUAAUAAAAAAGGCAGGCACUCUACAGGAAAUACCUCUUCUCAUUCAAGCAGUAUGGAGGAUUUGGCUGGAGUUUGGAGACAACGUGUGCACAGUGAUCAUACUUCACCACUUGUGAGCCAUUCCUUGAAUAGCUCAAAUACUCUUAUAGCUACUGGCUUGUUCCCAAGUAGCCGUAUUUCAACUUGGAAUGGAUUUUCAUUGCCCGCAAGUUAUUCCAGUUUAGAUGCAAAUCCUCUGGGUUCUAAAAAGCUCUUAGACAGCAAUAGGGAUUAUCAUGCUUAUACUAGAUCAUCUGCCUUUCUGAAAAGCUCUUCUCCCUUCACUAGUUCUGAACUGAACAACUUUCCCCCAAUCAGCAUUUCACAGCACUCUGCUGAACUAAAAACAAAAAUUUCUUCAAACAAUUGGGAGCCAUCUGUACCCUUCCGGCCAUCUUUUAUUCUUCCUUCUGAUUUUCUAUCAUUUUCAGCAAAGCAGUAUGACCCUCUUCGCGGUAGCAUUGAGUUACCCAAGUUAGCUAACAACUCCUUUGAAGCUUUCUACUCUGAAGGGGCAACUGUUGGGAAUAGACUGCAUCAGAAAGUACUUCCUGAAACUGUCAGUGGGACUCUUCCCCCAGCUUGCGAUGCUGAUACAAACUCUAUGUCUUCUCAUAAUACAUAUCAUGAGAAGGUAUUAGAUAACAGCUGCUAUACACGUGACCCUAAUUCACCUGUAACUGAAGCAGAGACAGUGGGGACUUCUGUUGUCUACCAAAAUGGAACCUUGACUAAGGACGAGAAUCCCUUGGGCCACUCUCAAGUCAAAGGUAGUACAAAUCCAAACAAAAUCAGUAUCUAUGGUGAUUCUAGACAAAAAAGUGAUGGUUCUAGUCAACAAAGGGACAUAAAAGUAGAUAGAUUUAGAGAAAACAAUGAAGCGGAAGUUGAACAUUUAACAGAUGGGGAUGUACAACAAGAGUCAAAAGAAAUGAGGCAAUUCCGGGCUGCUCUUAUAGAAUUAGUGAAAGAGUUGUUAAAACCAAAAUGGCGUGAAGGUAGUCUCAGCAAGGAUGCACACAACAAGAUAGUUAAGAAAGCAGUAGACAAGAUUGUCAGUGCUUUUCAGCCCCAACAAAUCCCACCUACCAUAGAAGCAGUUACGCAAUAUCUGUCUGCUUGCCGUCCAAAAAUCUCAAAGCUUGUUGAGGGAUAUAUUGAGAGAUAUGGCAAGUCUUGAGAUGUUAGGCCAAGUGCGUUUUCUUUUGCACAGUUUCAUACUCAUUUUACUAACUGGAGGUCAUGGACAGUUUGUUGGAGAUCCUUUUUUUUUUUUUCCUCUCUGGAAUAUAAGUAGAACUGAGUUACUGUGGAAAAGUUGUUAGUUUUCUUAGAAGAUGUAUUGCUAAUAGAUUAGUUCUGUUACUUUUCAUUUCAUCUAUCCUGUGGUAAGAUGUAGUCCUAACUAGUUGUGUGGUGUAAACAGUUAUUUAUUAUUUCCUUUUUAUGCAAGGAAGUUACCCUUAGGAAUUGAAAUUUGGUCUAAUAAAAUUUAGUGAAAUGCUCGAGUGCUGUGUUUUAGUUUA